Messenger RNA from Drosophila biarmipes, 630 nucleotides. RefSeq lists its product as uncharacterized. NCBI's taxonomy places the organism in Eukaryota, Metazoa, Arthropoda, Insecta, Diptera, Drosophilidae. The record is from RefSeq and is a predicted model, not a curated record. The transcript is spliced from 4 exons. The coding region runs from base 77 to 364 and encodes 95 amino acids.
ACUAGGAGUGCUUACUGUAUUCGAAGCAUUCGACGCUUUCCAACACUGCCCCAAUUCAAAACAAAAAGUAGACGCCAUGGAAGGGCUAUCGCUGCAACAGCUGCUUGACCUGCAGAACAUCCAAAAGGAGUUGAACAGCAACAAGGAUGCCUACCUAAAGACGUACCGCCAAGUCCUCAAACAGAAGUUCAGAACAGAGCUAAACAAUUUGGUUCGGGCUGAUUUCAACAUAGUAAAAUCAGAGUUGAAGGUUCCGCAACUACCGCCCCUUCCCAUUGAAGACGAAAAAACACCAUCCACGAUUCAGAUAGGCGACGUUGUGAAGGACUACGACUUCACCAGGGACUGUUUGUCCUUGCUGUAGGACUGCUCGGACCGAUCCUUGGUGCUGUUUAGCCAAUAGCCAUUGAGGACGCGAUAUAUGUGCUGCAGACUCUCAAAUGAUGGGGAUUGGCUCUGGUAACAAGGAGUAGUCACGUAAGAAUUAGGCUAAUGAAAUCAUACAAGUACUCACAUUAAAAAGGGGUACUAUGGGCCGUUUCUUGAACAUGCUCCCUUUCGUUCGUAAUAUCAGCAUGUACUUCACGUCCAACUGUAAGCGAAAUAUAAUAGACAAUCACGUAUUUUAAA